Cannabis sativa is the source of this 2580-nucleotide messenger RNA. RefSeq lists its product as uncharacterized. Bases 1 to 2580 code for a protein of 859 amino acids. The transcript is spliced from 8 exons. The record is from RefSeq and is a predicted model, not a curated record. NCBI's taxonomy places the organism in Eukaryota, Viridiplantae, Streptophyta, Magnoliopsida, Rosales, Cannabaceae.
AUGGCUGGAGAGAGUUAUUCAAAAUUGGGCUCAUUUGAAUUGGGCAUUCUUAUUGUUGGGUACAGUAGCCUUGAAGAAGAAAGGCUAGGUUUCUUCGUGCUUCAGCUCAGCGCCCCCAAGGAUAAUCGCUGGUGCUUCGUGCUCAACUCCUCCGACGACAUGAAUUUCGAGUGUCUAGUAUUUACGGUAAAAACUGGAAAGAGCAGUUUGGAACAGAUAUCUAAAGUUUAUGGAAAUCAAGCUGUGGUUGUAAGCAUUGAUCCCCGUAGAGUCUACAUCAAUGAUCCCAAUGAUGUGGAGUUUAAGACUGUCCAAAUGGUGAAGAAUUUGCAUGGUAUCAGUGUACACUUGAUCAUUCUCUGUUCGUGGAAAUCGAUCGGUGGGGCAAUCGAUUCAUUCACGGAGACUUUUGGCAGAGCCUCAAAUGAGUAUAAGGAAGGUGCUAGGAGUUUUGUAGAGACAAUAGAGAAAGAGGCUAAUUAUCCAGAAAAGUUAUUAUGUCCAUGUAAAUUUUGUCGAAACUUAAGUCACCAAAAGGUCAAUUUGCUUUAUGAGCACUUGGUCAUAAAUGGAAUUGAUCCUACAUACACAAUUUGGUUUCAUCACGGGGAAGAAGCACCUAGAAGUGAUGAUAUUGAGGAAAUGAAUUCUUUUGAUGCUUUUAAUUUGUUUAGUGCUACAAAUAUUGAUGUUUGUGAUUCUGAAGAACCUGUAGAAGGCCCUGAUGACAACUUCAUCAAAAAAUUAGAAGAUGCACAAAUCGCAUUAUAUCCACAGUGCACAAAUUACACUAAGUUGUCAGCUAUUAUUGCUUUAUAUAAGGUUAAGACAACUAAUGGAUGGUCUGACAAGAGUUUUGAUGAGAUUCUCAAUCUUUUUCAUGAUAUGCUUCCAUGUGAUAACGUGCUUCUCAAGUCCACGUACUCAGUUAGGAAAUAUCUUCAAACAUUUGACUUAGGAUAUGAAAAGAUUCAUGCUUGUGUAAAUAAUUGUUGUUUGUUUAGAAAAGAUAAGGAGAAGUUAGAAGAAUGUCCAACAUGUGGAACUUCUCGUUGGGCGACAGAUAAACUUACUAACAAGGUUCGAAAAGGUAUUCCAGCAAAAGUUUUGAGGUAUUUUCCUAUAAUUCCAAGGUUCAAACGAAUGUUUAAAUCUGAAAGAAUGGCUAAGGAUUUACGAUGGCAUCACAAUAAUAAGAGUAACGAUGGGAAAAUGCGUCACCCGGUAGAUUCUGUUGCUUGGGAAUUAGUGAAUGAGAGAUGGCCUGCUUUUUCCAAAGAAGAACGAAAUCUCAGACUUGGACUUUCUACCGAUGGUUUUAAUCCUUUUAGUAAUUUGAGUAGUAAACAUAGUGUUUGGCCUGUGAUGAUCGUUAUGUAUAACUUACCCCCAUGGUUAUGCAUGAAAAAAGAAAAUAUUUUAUUGUCAUUGUUAAUUCCAGGACCGAAGCAACCUGGGAAUGACAUUGAUGUAUAUUUAGAACCACUCAUCGAGGACUUGAAUACAUUAUGGAAUGAGGGAGUUGAGCUCCAUGAUGCUUUUGUAAACAAAACUUUUACAUUGAGAGCAAUUUUGAUGUGGACCAUCCAAGAUUUUCCAGCCUAUGGGAACCUUGCUGGAUGUAAAACUAAAGGGUAUUGUAGUUGUCCUUUAUGUGGUAACGAUACACAUUUAGAGUGGCUUAAGCAUAGCUCAAAGUUUUCAUUUCGAGGCCAUCGAAAAUUUCUUCCAACAAACCAUCAUUUUCGAACUAAAAAGAAUUGGUUUGAUGGAAAAGAAGAGCAUAGCCAUGCACCAAGGAUAAUGAAUGGGAGCACAAUUUUUGAACAUCUCAAAAAUUUUGCAAAUGUAUGGGGUAAAUCCAAGUCAAAGAAAAGAAAAAGGAGUAGUGAUGAUCAAGAAAGGUGGAAAAAACGAUCAAUCUUUUUUGAGUUACCUUAUUGGAAAGAGUUACAUGUUCGUCACAAUUUGGAUGUGAUGCACAUAGAGAAGAAUGUGUGUGAAAGCAUCAUUAAUACACUGCUAAAUGUGGCUGGUAAGACAAAAGAUGGACUAAAAGCUCGGUUAGAUUUACAAGAAAUGGGUAUUAGGAGUGGACUACACCCUCAAGAGCGAGGGACUAAGAAGUAUCUUCCUCCAGCCAUACAUACACUAUCAAAGGACGAGAAACACUUAUUUUGUGAACGUUUGUCCUUGUUAAAAGUACCCGAUGGGUAUAGUUCAAAUAUUCAAAAUUGUGUUUCAUUGGAAGAAUGCAAGCUUACGGGCCUUAAGUCACAUGAUUGUCACAUAUUGAUGCAACAAUUACUACCUAUGGCAAUAAGAGGAUUGAUGCCUAAAGGUCCAAGGGAUGCUAUAUUAAGAUUAUGUAAAUUCUUUAAUCAAAUCUGUCAACGAGUUAUUGAUAGAGAGAGCUUAAUUGCUAUUGAAAAUGAAGUUGCUGAAACAUUAUGCUUGCUUGAGAGAUUCUUUCCACCGUCCUUUUUUGAUGUUAUGAUUCAUUUGGUUAUUCAUAUUGGCCGAGAAGCACGAUUAUGUGGACCUGUUCAAUUUCGAUGGAUGUAUCCCUUUGAGAGGUAA